AUGAAAUUCACCAACAUGGUUCUGGCCGCCAGCGCUGCUGGUAUGGCCGUCGCUUACCCGAGUGGCCGCGAGAUUAUUCCCAAUGGCCGCGAGAUCAGCACUACCAAGCGUAGCGUUGAGAAGCGUGCCAACGGCUUCACCUGGUUCGGUGUCAGCGAAUCCGGUGCGGAGUUCGGUCCUGGAAACAUCCCCGGAACUCUCGGCAAGGACUACACUUGGCCCGUUGCUUCGAAGAUCCAGACCCUCCGUGACGCGGGUAUGAACGUCUUCCGUAUCCCCUUCCUGAUGGAGCGUCUCGUGCCCGGCAGCAUUACUGGCUCCUUCGACGCCACUUACUUGGCUUCUCUCAAGUCUACCGUCGAGACCGUCACCAAGAGCGGUGCCUAUGCUGUCCUUGACCCCCACAACUAUGGCCGAUAUGGCGGUAACAUCAUUUCCUCCACCGAUGACUUCAAGGCCUGGUGGAAGAAGGUUGCUGGCGAGUUCGUCUCUAACGACAAGGUCAUCUUCGACACCAACAACGAGUACCACGAUAUGGAUCAGACCCUCGUCCUCAACCUGAACCAGGCCGCCAUUGACGGUAUCCGUGCCGCCGGCGCCAAGUCCCAGUACAUCUUCGUCGAGGGUAACGCCUGGACCGGUGCCUGGUCUUGGACUGACAACAACGACAACAUGAAGGGUCUGACCGACCCUCAGGGCAAGAUCGUCUACGAGAUGCACCAAUACCUUGACGGUGACAAGUCCGGUACCUCCGAGUCCUGUGUCAGCGCCACCAUCGGUAGCGAGCGUCUCAAGUCCGCCACCGCUUGGCUCAAGAGCAACAACAAGAAGGGUUUCGUUGGCGAGUUCGCCGGUGGUGCCAACUCCGUCUGCGAGUCUGCCGUCAGUGACAUGCUCUCCUACAUGCAGGAGAACUCCGAUGUCUGGAUGGGUGCUUCUUGGUGGUCUGCCGGUCCCUGGUGGGGAUCCUACAUGUACUCCCUCGAGCCCACCGAUGGUCCCGCCUACGCUGCCUACCUCCCUAUCCUGAAGAAGUACUUCCCCAGCGGUUCCGCUGCCUCCGUUGACAACACCGGCUCCUCUGCUCCCUCCACCACCAAGGCCCCCGUCCAGAUCACCACCACCGCCGCCCCUAUCUCCAAGCCCAUCUCCACCGAGCCGGCUCAGAAUGCGGCCCCUGCUCCUUCUGUCACCUCUGCCACCACUGCUCCUGCCGCCUCAACCUUGACCACCCAGCCCGCCCCCAAGAAGUCCGCCUGCAGCGCUAAGCCCGUUACUACUGCACCUGCUGCCACCGAGCCCGCUACCACCCAGCCCGCUGCCACUCAGCCCGCCUCCACCGGCGGCGACACUGUCGCUCGCUGGUACCAGUGUGGUGGUAUGCACUACACCGGCUCCACCACCUGCGCGAGCGGCCUCAAGUGUGUUGUGCAGAAUCCUUACUACUCCCAGUGCCUGUAA
Molecule: messenger RNA, 1461 nt
Organism: Penicillium diatomitis
Lineage: Eukaryota; Fungi; Ascomycota; Eurotiomycetes; Eurotiales; Aspergillaceae
Gene: egl3
Product: putative extracellular endoglucanase/cellulase
Exons: 5
Coding region: 1-1461 (486 amino acids)
Biological process (GO): glucan catabolic process
Cellular component (GO): extracellular region
Molecular function (GO): hydrolase activity, hydrolyzing O-glycosyl compounds; cellulose binding
Source: RefSeq, a predicted model, not a curated record